This is a messenger RNA of Triplophysa dalaica, 1332 nucleotides long. RefSeq lists its product as uncharacterized. The record is from RefSeq and is a predicted model, not a curated record. Bases 100 to 759 code for a protein of 219 amino acids. Lineage: Eukaryota; Metazoa; Chordata; Actinopteri; Cypriniformes; Nemacheilidae. The transcript has 6 exons.
CUAGCAGAUUUAAUAUUUACGCUACGUUAAUAAAAACCGGUGAUGUGUAUUUGAUUUUUGUUCAUACGUGAAUUUUAGACAGUUUAUCUUUUUGUGAGAAUGUUGAGGAAUAUGAGUAUUUACAGAAUAACUUCAUUUGGUCUCUUCUUAUUGAUCGUGAAUGGUGUGUUUAGUUUUGAUGCACAUGAAGUGAAGUCAGUGUCAGUGAUGGAGGGAGAGACUGUCACUCUUCACACUCAUCUUACUCACAUACGGAGAUAUGAUCACAUUCUGUGGAUGUUUGGACCUCAAGAGAAACAUAUAGCUGAAUUGUAUAAGCGAAGCAUUGAUAUGUUAGAUGGUAGCAAGUUAUUCGGAGAAUGGACACUAUGGCUGGACAGUCAGACUGGAUCUCUCACCAUCACAAACAUCAGUACAUCACACACUGGACUUUAUAAACAGAUCAUCAGGAACAGAGAAACAUACAAUGCACCUCAUCACAUGCAAUUCAAUGUUACUGUCUAUGCUCGUCCGUCCAAAGAUUCCCUCACUGAACACUACCAUUUGUCAAUGGCGAUCUCUGCAGGAGUGAUUUCAUUAGUUCUGAUUGUACACGCAGCUGGGUUGAUCUUACUGUACAGGAAGUGCAAACAUAAAUCUAAAAAAGUGGUCCAAAGAGAAGAGGAAGAGGUGCAUUACAUAGACACAGUGUUUCUCAGAAAAAAUAAACAAAUGAAAACUAGUGGUACAGGGGAGCAUAUUUAUUCCAGUGUUAAGUGAGACACUGAUCAAGCCAACAGCUCUCAUUACUCAUUUACUUCGCUUAAAGGCACUAAACUAAGCAGAAAAACAAAUGUAUUUUGCAGUAAGACAUGUCAUUGCACUGCAUCUCUUUACAAUGUCUUUACAAGGUCAUCCCAAAAAAAAUCCAUGAUUAUUCAGACAACUUUACAGAAUUUACUUCUGAAUUCCUGGGGUGUAUAAAUAUCAGGAAUAACAGUAUUAUUGGUACACAAGUAGUGAGGAUGGUGUGAUCUGAACUCCAAUUUGUGUUCUGGUUUCUCCUUCUACUUGUAAAUGCUUUUUAUCUUAUUUUAUGUUGUAUUUGUAUUUUUAUGAUUGAUCCUUGGAAUUGUUUCUUAUCUCGUAAUAUGUUGUAUUUGUAAAGUUUUCUGAUUGUAUAUUAAACGCUUUAUAACUUUGUUGUUUGUUAACUAUAAAUAUUUUAGAAUGACAUUUAACAUUCUGUCCAGGGAGUACAGAUGAAAAAUAGCUUCUGCUAAUUCUGGUACAUUUACUGUAAUGUUUAUCAAUGUGCAAUGUCCCUGUUAAAUAAAUAAAAAGAUGUGUUGC